AUGACUGACCGUCACGUCUUUACGAGUCAAAAUAACUAUGCGAGACUUGAAGAAGCCCUUGAAUCUAUAGUAUCUGAUGAAAAUAAUGAUGCGCAGUACGACGUCUUUUUAUUGCCACCAGAUCCAGCUAUUGUUAGUGAUGAAGAAGAAGGUAAUGAAGAUGACUUGUCUUCUACAACUUUACAUAAUGAUUUCUACAACUUUCCCGAGAGACGUACCGGGUACAGUUGA
Molecule: messenger RNA, 231 nt
Organism: Parnassius apollo (apollo)
Lineage: Eukaryota; Metazoa; Arthropoda; Insecta; Lepidoptera; Papilionidae
Source: the annotation of a GenBank genome assembly